This is a messenger RNA of Asparagus officinalis (garden asparagus), 657 nucleotides long. Its product is annotated as replication protein A 70 kDa DNA-binding subunit B-like. The record is from RefSeq and is a predicted model, not a curated record. The transcript is spliced from 6 exons. Bases 136 to 657 code for a protein of 173 amino acids. NCBI's taxonomy places the organism in Eukaryota, Viridiplantae, Streptophyta, Magnoliopsida, Asparagales, Asparagaceae.
ACAUUAUGUAUCAACCCAAAAAUAGAACUAGCUAGCGAAUUAAGGGAAUGGUUUCAAUUGGAAGAAGCUGCAAAAGCAAAAGGAUCUCCAUCGACGCUUUUUAAAAAUGCCAAGGAAAUUCAUAUUAGUGAAAUUAUGCAUAAGUCACAGAAUUCGAUACAGGCACGGUAUUGCACAUUUAAGGCAAAGAUAACUACUAUUUUAAAUAGGCUCGAGCCAUGGUUCUAUGCUUGCAAAGGCUGUGACAAGAAGGUUGAUAAAGAUGUUAGUAAAGAGUGUCUGAAUGACAAAUGCCGCAGAAUCAUUGAUGACCCAGUACCAAGGUACUUAGUUAAGAUUCUCGUGGAAAAUGGCACGGAUAAUGCAAGAGUAACACUCUUUGACGCAGCAGAAACUCUUAUUGGAUGCAAAGCAGAAACAUUCAUUACAGAAAAGAAAGAGAAAAAUAAUCAGAGUCCAUAUUUCCAAAAAAUUGUUUUGAACAUCGGAAAAACAUUCAAAUUCCUGGUGAAGUUAGAUGAAAAGACAAAAGAUGAACGAGACGAAGGCAAUAUAAUAGCACAAGAAAUUCAACUCCAGUCUGAUAUUACAAUCGACGUAGAUGAUGAAGAUGCUACUCUAGAGUUGCCCAGAAAAAAGAUAAAGCGCAGAAUGUGA